UGCGUUGCCAAGAGCUCCUCGCUGGCUACGUGUGCCAAUUUUCUUCGCGGUUCUUCGUGUGGUGCUAAAUAUUCUUGUUUUUCGUGCCUGUCUGCUACAUAUGCGGAAGAAUGGGACGUUGCUGUGUGCCAAACUGCAAAGGGAAUUACGACACUGGCCCCAAAGUACGACUGUUCGAGUUCCCUCGCGAUCCUGAGCGGAGAUCACAAUGGCAGCGAGCUGUGCGGCGCGGCGACAUAGACGUUGCAAAGCUUAAGAAUCCAUUGGUAUGCGAACGUCACUUCAAAGAGGAAUCUCUCCGCACGACGACAAAAUAUACAGAUUGCGACGGUCGCACCAUUGAAGUCAAGAUGAAAUUGACGCGACUCACGCACGAUGCUGUGCCUACAAUUUUUCCGGACAGCCCUGACUACCUGUCGGAUACUCACCAAUCGAGAGAAGAACCAGGAAUGAAGAAAAAACGAAGAGAAGAUGAGCAACUUCAGAAAGCUAUUGAGGAGUCCGUGCUGGCGCACAAGAAGGAGUUGGAAGAAAACAAGUUGACAUGCCUGGACGACAUAAAUUCUCGCCUGCACCUGCUACAAGAAAAAAAAUAUUGGUCAGUUGUGAAUGCCGACGGCCAUGUCAUCUUUGCGCACAUCGAAGCAACAAUUGAAGUUCCGAAUCUUAUUUCGUCUAUAGUCAUAUCAUCGAAUAUGUCUGUGCGCGUCUUUGUGGGAGGUGCUCGCCUUACGUCAGACGAACGGCUUGACAUUCCAGAAGUAGUUCACGACAUGCGUGUGCUGGUGCAACUUCUGGACGGCGUACAAGAGUACUGUCGCAGAAGAGAACUUGGAAAAGAUGAAAAAGUGAAUGGAGUGUUAAAGCUUGUGGUUUCCCUCCUCGAGGAUAUUUCUAGGGAAGACCUUCUGGAUGAUGAAAGAGUAGAAGCAGUAAUGUUUCUCAGGGAACAGUGCCAGCUCCUGAUGAGACGAAGCAAAAGGUAUUCAGCUGAACUAUUAAUUCUUUCAACUGUGUUUUACACUAUUUCUCCCCAUGGUUACAACUUUUUGCGAAGCAGUGGUAACAUCGUAUUGCCUCACCCUUCGACAAUUAAACGUGUGUGUGCCGCUCAUGAUGUGAGCCCUUUGAAGGAACAAAAUCAAGAAGGGUUCUUACGGUACAUGAAAAGAAGGGCCAGCCUACUGCAGUUGCAUGAAAGAAAUGUCACAUUGAUGCUUGAUGAAAUACACUUGCAACAAUUCUUUGACUACAAGGCAGGCAGGUUAACAGGAGCUUCUGUUAACAGCAUUGAACCAGCGAAAACAGCGCACGUUUUUAUGGUUCAGAGUUUAUUGUCAGCAUAUAAAGAUGUAGCACACAUAUUACCAGUGUCUAAAAUUACAGCUGAAGAACUACAUAAAGUGCUGAGAGAAGUAAUAAUUAUUCUUGAAGAUUGUGGCCUUCACGUAGUGGCAGUAAUAACAGACAAUAACUCAAUUAACAGAAAGGUAAUGUCACUGUUCGCAGGAAGCAACCAUCUAGAAAUAGUGUAUCCUCAUCCAGCGGAUCCUCAAAAACCUUUAUUUCACAUUGUUGACACAGUGCAUUUGCUAAAAUGCAUUCGUAAUAACUGGAUUAACCAGAAAAAUGCUGACAAGUGCCUGUAUUAUCCUCAUUUUGAUUGUUAUGAUGAGGAGAACAAAAGGCUGGAAGGUGCAUCGUUCACCACAUUAAGAAAACUGCAUGAAGCUGAAGAAAAUAGUGUUGUGAAAAUUGCUUAUGGGCUAACUUACAAGGCUCUGAACCCAAGUAACCUAGAGCGACAAAAUGUUAAGCUCGCUCUCAAGAUAUUUAACACCUUCGUGUCGUCGGCUUUGAGAAUUCAAGAUGAAACUUUGCAUUUGGUCCUUGCUGACGGAACAGCAAAUUUCAUUGAUUUAAUUGUAAAGUGGUGGAACAUCGUGAAUGUGAAAACUCCUCAUAAAGGCUGCAGGCUAAAAGAUGUGUGGCAAGAGCCAGUGCGCAAUAUCAGCUGCGAGCAGCUGCAAUAUCUGGACAAGUUUGUUAGCUGGCUUGAUUCUUGGAAGGACAGAAACGUGCAAACAGGCGCUCUCACAAAAGAGACCCACACAGCUUUACGGCUAACAACGUAUGCCCUGAUCGAGGUGUCUAGGUACUGCAUGGAGGAACUUAAUUUUAGAUACGUGCUCCUUGGUAAAUUCCAAACUGACUCGCUUGAGGCUCGGUUUGGGAGAUACAGGCGACUAUGUGGUUCGCACUAUAAUGUGUCGAUAACACAAGUGUUAGAGGCAGAGGCUAAGAUCCGCCUACAAAACACAUUGAUUUUGGCAGACAUGCCUGAAUCACACAGUCAGAAUGAAAAUGAGCCUAAUGCUGAAGAGACAAUUAGGAAGUAUGGCAUACGCUUGACCAAUGCUGAAUUAAACAAGCCACGACAGGACAUGGCUGCAUUGGUCUACAUCGCCGGCUACUGUGCCCACGCAGCUCUUAAGCGACAACCAUGUGAUGACUGCCGUGACAUACUGACAGUCGCGGAACGAGAGCUGGAAGAAAGUGACCAUGUGCUGAUUGACAGCAUCAGUCGAGGUGGACUGAAAUUUCCACAGCCAGCUGUUAUUCAUGCAGUGCUCUGCGCGAAGGUUGUUUUCGAUCGUGUCACUAGUAAAGAGCAUGAGCUUCAGUUUCAUGCCGAAAGUAAUCAUCGAUUGACUCUACUUAGUGUUCUUAUGUAUUUGUUGAAUGACAACGAAGAAUUUGAUGCUUGUGCAGCUGGCCACACUCCAGAUUCAGUAAUGAAAAAUGUUUUGCUGCCAGCGAUAAACAUCCUGCUCAAGAACUACGCUUCUCUCAAAAAUGAAGCGCUGAGCAAAAAGAAAUCGAAUGGAACGAAAAGAAAGUUAGUUACUUUGAAAUGAUUUUGUGAUUGCAUUUCUGUGUGUAUGUGUUUGUGUGUGCAUGUUCGUGCGUAUUCACUCUCGAAAUAAAAUUUAUUUCUUG
This is a messenger RNA of Rhipicephalus sanguineus (brown dog tick), 3000 nucleotides long. RefSeq lists its product as uncharacterized. The transcript has 2 exons. NCBI's taxonomy places the organism in Eukaryota, Metazoa, Arthropoda, Arachnida, Ixodida, Ixodidae. Bases 111 to 2918 code for a protein of 935 amino acids. The record is from RefSeq and is a predicted model, not a curated record. Gene Ontology annotation, molecular function: sequence-specific DNA binding.